Molecule: messenger RNA, 1473 nt
Organism: Spinacia oleracea (spinach)
Lineage: Eukaryota; Viridiplantae; Streptophyta; Magnoliopsida; Caryophyllales; Amaranthaceae
Exons: 7
Coding region: 144-1133 (329 amino acids)
Molecular function (GO): zinc ion binding; nucleic acid binding
Source: RefSeq, a predicted model, not a curated record
UUUUAUUUUUUGGGGGACGAAAAGCACGGCCCCUCUUCCACCGGAAAAACAGUAGGCGCAAAUUAAUUCUGGGCGAAGGAGGAAGAAAUGAAAAAAUAAAGCAGAUAACCAAAAUCAAGCAACCAAAAGCAAGAACAUUAAAAAUGUCAACUGAAAGUCGACUAGAAGUUGAAGCACAAAUUGCUGCAAAUAUAUCUGAGAUUCUAGGGUUUUCGAAAUUAGAUGCCUUACCAGAACCCAUUUUUACAGAGAGAUCAAACGCCUUCAAUUUCCAGGAAAAUAUCAAUGCUUCAGAUUCUGGGACCCAACCUCAAUCAAUCCUUGAUGAAUCUCAACCACAACAAGAGCUGGAGCAACCAGAAGCCUGUGUGGAUCCCGCUGCACCAAAAUCUAUACAACCCAAUUCAAAAUCAGGCAUCAUAGAAGAGAAUGUUGUCCUUCAAAAGCUUCUUCGGAAAUGGAGAUAUUUUGACUACAGAGAUGGAAGUUCGUGUAUAAAGGCUCAUGCAGUCAACUCCCCAGCAAAAACGUUAGGGCCACCGUGCUAUGUUUGUGGACAGUUUAAGCAUACUGGGAAGAGAUGCCCCAAGCGCCGUAUUUGCUCCACAUGCAAAAAAAGAGGCCACAUCGCUGUAGAUUGUCCAGUGAACAACAAAGAAUGUAUAAUCUGUUUGAGAUGUGGGGGAUCAGAACAUGAGCUUUAUGCAUGCACUGUUGAGUACUCUCCUGAUGAUCUAAAGAACAUACAGUGCUAUGUUUGCAAUGAAGUUGGACACAUCUGCUGUGGUAACUAUACAGACAUAAGCGUAGCGACAGCCUCUUGUUAUAAUUGUGGGGAAGCUGGGCAUUCAGGUUUGGAAUGCCCAAAGCCGCAUCUGGAUAAGUCUGGCUCGUUUCCUCCCCCUAUAUGCUACAAAUGUGGAGAGGGUGGCCAUGUGGCACGAAGAUGCCCAACAUGCCCAAAAGAUGCCAGGCGACCAGCUUGUCAUAAACGUCGAAAGGAUUCUGAGUUGGAUUUGGUAGUGGAAGCAGAUGACAACCGAAAAACAGCUAGGAGAAGCAAGACAUACAGGCACGGUAGAGUGAAGAAACAAAAGAUACGAGGGUUACUAGAGUACACGACGACUGUAUAGUACUAUAAAUUAAUUCUGUAUGACUGACUGUAUGAGCCUGGGGGGUUUCAGUAAUUUUUGCAGGUAUUGAAAUCACUCUUAGGAGUAAGCUUUCAUCCUGCAAACUUUGUAUUAUCUUCUUCUUGCUGUUGUAACAUUAUUUUUGGUUUAAAAGAGCAGUGAAUCAAGUAGUAAUUGAGUUAAGAGGGUAAGUUUCUGUGUACAAGUGGUAAAAUUAUAUCCACUUGAAGCACAAUCUUUCUCAAGAGCCCACAUAUGUAAGCAUUGAACCAGAUAAUUAAAACUUGUGGUUGGAAAAGGUUACUUUUUUUUUUCUAGUUCAGCUAGACAUUUUGACAAA